Protopterus annectens (West African lungfish) is the source of this 3204-nucleotide messenger RNA. RefSeq names its product DNA ligase 4 (gene LIG4). Gene Ontology annotation, cellular component: DNA-dependent protein kinase-DNA ligase 4 complex; DNA ligase IV complex. Bases 244 to 2979 code for a protein of 911 amino acids. The record is from RefSeq and is a predicted model, not a curated record. Gene Ontology annotation, biological process: nucleotide-excision repair, DNA gap filling; DNA biosynthetic process; immunoglobulin V(D)J recombination. NCBI's taxonomy places the organism in Eukaryota, Metazoa, Chordata, Ceratodontiformes, Protopteridae. The transcript has 3 exons. Gene Ontology annotation, molecular function: DNA binding; ATP binding; DNA ligase (ATP) activity.
GGAAUAGUUUAUUUUCCAAAAAGUAGUUCUGAAUUUUUCUUAAACCGAUUUUACUGGGAUGUACGCCUUUGAAACUUAUAUAUUAUACGGUUCUUAGAGGAAGAAGAAGAAGAUUCCAGUUGUUCCAAGUAAGAACAUGAGAUGAACGGUUUGAGCAACAGACUGCAGAAACAAGCAAAAUAAGCAUUUUUCUCCAGUGGUACAUUUCCUGUCUUUUGAUAUUCGUUGUGCCACAAGUUCCUAAUGUCUGCAGCUCCUUCUUCAGAUCCUUUGACUAAAAAGACUGUUGCAUCUCAAGUACCUUUUGAAGCACUUUGCUCAACAUUAGAAAGAAUACAGAAGACCAAAUCCAGACCAGAUAAAGCCAAAUAUUUUGAAGAGUUCCUAGAUUCCUGGAGAAACUUUCAUAAUGCCCUUCAUAAACAGGAUCCUGAUACAACAGAUUCUUUUUACCCUGCAAUGCGGCUGAUUCUUCCUCAUCUAGAAAGAGAGAGACUGGCUUAUGGAAUUAAGGAGACAAUGCUAGCCAAGCUCUAUAUUGAAGUUAUGGGACUCCCGAAAGAAGGAAAAGAUGCACUAAAACUUCUAAACUACAGAGCGCCAUCCAGCUCAAGUACUGAGUCUGGAGAUUUUGCUGGUGUUGCCUACUUUGUUCUAAAGCAGAGAUGUCCAAAUAAAGGCAGUUUGACAAUACAGACAGUUAAUGAUCUUUUGGACUCCAUUGCUAAUAACAAUGCUUCCAGAAAAAAAGAUCUAGUUAAGAAGAGUUUGCUUCAGCUUAUAACACAGUGUUCAGCCCUGGAACAAAAGUGGCUAAUUCGCAUGAUUAUUAAAGACAUGAAAAUUGGCCUCAGUCAACAGACAAUUCUGAACAAAUUUCACCACGAUGCAGUAGAGUUGCAUAAUGUAACAACAGACUUGGAGAAAGUCUGCAGAGAGCUACAUGAUCCUAAUGUUUCCCUUAGUAAUGUCUCUAUUUCAUUGUUUUUAGCCUUUAAACCUAUGCUUGCAGCAAUUGCUAAUAUCAAAAGCAUUGAAAAACAAAUGAAUAACCAGAGUUUUUACAUAGAAACAAAGCUUGAUGGUGAACGCAUGCAGCUACAUAAAGAUGGUGAUGUUUACAAAUAUUUUUCACGGAAAGGCUUUGACUACACUCAGCAAUUUGGUGCUGCUCCACUUGAAGGAUCUUUAACUCCUUUUAUUCAUGGCUUGUUCAAGCCUAAUGUACUGAACUGCAUUCUUGAUGGUGAAAUGAUGGCUUAUAAUCCAACUGCACAGACAUUUAUGCAGAAAGGAAACAAAUUUGAUAUAAAAAGAAUGGUGGAUGAUACAGAGCUGCAGACCUGCUAUUGUGUUUUUGAUGUUCUGAUGGUGAAUGAUCGCAAACUAGCACAUGAAACUUUAAGGAAGAGACAUGAGAUUCUCCAUACUGUGUUUCAGCCACUACAAGGGAGAGUACAUGUUGUUGAAAAAAGAGAAGCCAAAACCAAGAAGGAAGUUGUUGAUGCUUUAAAUGAAGCUAUUGAUAAAAGAGAGGAAGGAAUUAUGAUUAAAGAUCCCUUGUCUAUUUAUAAGCCUGAUAAGCGUGGAGAAGGAUGGUUAAAAGUUAAGCCAGAGUAUGUUGAUGGAUUGAUGGAUGAGCUAGACAUUUUAAUUGUUGGAGGGUACUGGGGGAAAGGAUUAAGGGGCGGUAUGAUGUCCCAUUUCCUUUGUGCUGUAGCAGAGACUCCUCUUCCUGGUGAGAAGCCAUCUGUUUUUCAUUCACUUUGUCGAGUUGGUUCUGGAUAUACUAUGAAGGAACUCUAUGAUCUUGGUUUGAAACUAGCUAAUUAUUGGAAGCCUUAUCGCAAAAGAGAUCCACCAGCAAGCAUUUUAUGUGGAUCAGAAAAACCAGAAGUCUACAUAGAUCCUUGUAAUUCUGUUAUUGUUCAAGUUAAAGCAGCAGAAAUUGUGGCAAGUGACAUGUAUAAAACAGGGUGCACAUUGCGUUUUCCUCGAAUUGAAAAAAUUAGAGAUGAUAAAGAGUGGCAUGAAUGCAUGACUUUAAAUGAUUUGGAGCAGCUACAAGAUAAGGCUUCAGGAAAGCUAGCCACUAAGCAUCUUAAUGUGAAUGACGAUGAACCAGAAAAGAAAAGAAAGACUAUACCAAAACCAAAGAAAGUGAUAGGCAUUAUAGAGCACUUAAAGGCCCAAGAUCUCUCCAGUGUAAACAAAGUUUCAAAUAUAUUUGAAGAUGUUGAAUUUUGUGUGAUGAGUGGAAUUGAUGGCCAUAGUAAAUCUGAGCUAGAAAAAGGAAUAGCAGAAUGUGGAGGAGUUGUAGUUCAAAAUGCUGGAUCAGAUACGUACUGUGUUAUAGCUGGCACAGAAAAUGUAAGAGUAAAAAAUAUCAUUUCUUCAAAUAAGUAUGAUGUUGUGAAAGUUGACUGGCUUUUAGAGUGCUUGAAAAGUAAAGAAUUUGUCCCAUGGCAGCCACGACACAUGAUUCACAUGUCACCUUCUACUGAGGAGCACUUUGCGUAUGAAUAUGAUCGCUAUGGUGACAGCUACUAUGCAGAUACUGAUAAGAACCAGCUGAAGGAAGUUUUUGACAGAAUCAGAAAGCCAGAUAAUAUAGUAUCAUUAGAAGUUAUUGCCGACGUGGAGCAACGUUAUUCAUGGGAUAGUUCUCCACUUAACAUGUUCCGUCAAUAUGUAAUAUACAUAGAUAAUUUUGCUGUAAUAAAUGAUCCAAGUACAAAAAUCCAUGGUACAAGUUUGGAGAUGAAAGCAUUAGAGCUUCGAUUUCGUGGAGCAAAGGUUGUCACACAUUUAGGUGAAGGGGUUUCACAUGUUCUAGUAGGUGAUAGCCAUGCACGUGUUGAGGAACUAAAAGCACUUAGAAGAACAUUUUAUAAGAAAUUUAAAAUUGUGUCAGAAACCUGGGUAACAGAUUCUGUAAAAGAAAAUUUUGUACAAAGUGAAAAUCCUUACUUACUUUGAUGUGUCACGCUAAGCAGCUUUCAUAAUGCAUCUUUUGUAGAUUGCAGUGUAAAGGGAUUUAUGUGUAUUCUUAAACAUGCAAAGUAGGGAACAUGUUAAUUAUUUCAGCGCAUCAGAGCAGGGAACAUAUGUAUUCUUAAACGUGCUCUGCAAAAGAUGUUAUGCACAAUUAUUGCAACUAUUAAUAUUUAUUAAAAUGAGUAUGCUAUUGUGUCACAAACCUUA